Pseudophryne corroboree (corroboree frog) is the source of this 3189-nucleotide messenger RNA. It is a transcript of the gene GPD1L, whose product is annotated as glycerol-3-phosphate dehydrogenase 1 like. Gene Ontology annotation, cellular component: cytosol; glycerol-3-phosphate dehydrogenase (FAD) complex. The transcript has 9 exons. The record is from RefSeq and is a predicted model, not a curated record. Lineage: Eukaryota; Metazoa; Chordata; Amphibia; Anura; Myobatrachidae. Gene Ontology annotation, molecular function: protein homodimerization activity; glycerol-3-phosphate dehydrogenase [NAD(P)+] activity; NAD binding. Gene Ontology annotation, biological process: carbohydrate metabolic process; glycerol-3-phosphate catabolic process. Bases 248 to 1324 code for a protein of 358 amino acids.
AGCAGCAUAGACAGCAGCAUGCAUUGAAACCAGACAUAAGGGAGGUGCCAGGACUACAAUCCCCAAAAUGCUGUGCGGCUCCUCCGAACAGGUCGCUGUUCAGUGACACACAGGCCGGCACUCCUCCACUAUCCAGCAAGUGCCAGAGACAGUCAUAAUAAUAACAGGCGGCAGCAGCAGCAGCAGCAGGAAGCGUGGUUGGUUCCAUUGCACAACUCCGGACCCUAGAUACACUGUGCAAGCAUCCAUGGCGCUGGCAGGACCCCUCAAAGUGUGCAUCGUGGGCUCAGGAAACUGGGGCUCUGCUGUUGCCAAAAUUAUAGGAAACAAUGUGAAAAGUCUGCAGAAAUUUGCACCUACUGUCAACAUGUGGGUGUUUGAAGAAAAUAUUAAUGGGAGGAAGCUCACAGACAUCAUCAACACUGAGCAUGAAAAUGUUAAAUAUCUCCCUGGCCAUAAACUACCUGACAAUGUGGUUGCCAUCCCAAAUCUCACUGAUGCAGUGAAUGGCGCUGAUCUCCUCGUCUUUGUUAUUCCGCAUCAGUUUAUACAUAAGAUCUGCCAGGAGAUCUCCGGGAAAGUGCACAAGAAAGCUCUUGGGAUAACGCUUAUCAAGGGUAUAGAUGAAGGCCCAGAGGGUUUGAAGCUGAUUUCUGACAUUAUCCGUGAGCAAAUGGGGAUUGAUAUUAGUGUGUUGAUGGGAGCCAACAUUGCAAAUGAAGUGGCAGCUGAAAAGUUCUGUGAGACAACAAUAGGCAGCAGAGUCCUUCAAAAUGGGCUUUUGUUCAAAGAACUUUUACAAACUCCAAAUUUCCGUAUAACUGUGGUGGACGAUGCUGAUACCGUGGAAUUAUGUGGUGCCUUGAAGGCCAAAUGUGUAUUGCAAAAUAUCGUGGCAGUGGGAGCUGGGUUUUGUGAUGGCUUGAUGUGUGGAGAUAACACCAAAGCUGCAGUUAUCCGUCUAGGACUCAUGGAGAUGAUCGCAUUUGCUAAAAUAUUCUGCAAAGGCCAAGUAUCCACCUCCACAUUCCUGGAGAGCUGUGGAGUUGCCGAUCUCAUCACCACGUGUUACGGUGGACGCAAUAGAAAAGUUGCUGAGGCAUUUGUGAAAACUGGAAAGAGUAUUGAAGAACUAGAGCAGGAGAUGCUCAAUGGGCAGAAGCUUCAAGGGCCUCAGACCUCUGCAGAAGUGCACCGCAUCCUGCAACAGAAAGGCCUGGUAGACAAAUUUCCACUUUUCAAUGCUGUUUAUCAAAUCUGCUAUAAAGGAAAGCCUGUGGAAGAAGUUAUUUCCUGCCUACAAAGCCACCCUGAACAUAUGUAAUCUGAAUGUAUACUUCAUGUUUUUUUUUUGCUUUUUUUUUUAGUAUGUUAUGCUGCAAAAAUCAGGAGACCAAUCUCUAUUAACACACAAAACUUUGAAUGUGUAAUGUCUAGUUUGCAACGCGGCUCACUCACUGGAACCGCUUGGUAUUUAACUACAGGGGUGUAGUAUGGCUGACCGGCGGUCUCCUGACCGCCGGUCAGUUUACCGACGCCGGGAUCUCUGCAGCAUACCGAUGCCGGGAUCCCGGCGGGGAGGGGCGAGUGCAGCAAGCCCCUUGCGGGCUCGGCGGCGACCUGCGGUCGCCACGGGUUCUAUUCCCACUCUAUGGGUGUCGUGGACACCCACGAGUGGAAAUAGUCCCUGUUGGUCGGCAUGCCGACCAUCGGGAUACUGAGCCGGCGGGAUGGUGGAGGAGGUCAUGUGACUGUCGUUCAGCAGACCGGCGGUCACAUGAAUACCACCCAACUACAGGAAUAGAUUAUGGAAACAGGACAUCUGUAAGGAAUGUUUUAAUUAAAUGACAUAUGGAAAUGUUUAGUAUUUGUGAGUACAUAUGACCCUGCUACUGCAUAUUGUACAGUUAUUGUAUCGGGAGUAACCUACAGUGACGUCAUGGCUCAGUAUACUGUGUCCUGAGAUGUGAUCUCAGAGUAUACUAGUAAUCCUAUAUACUGAACAAUGUGUUUCUCACAGCAGAUGUCAUGAACAAUAUAAACCUGUUACUCACUGUAUAUUUGACACUUUAAUGUUCUGCCACUUGGAACAUGGAAUUAUUUGUAAGGGCUAUUAUACCUAUGUUUUUAUGAUAUUUUAUUCCUACAAGUCAGAAAUGAUCUGAUAUUUUGGAUGUUUAUUGUACUGAAGGGGCAUUUAGCAAAUCCCUAUAUAUUUCUAGUUCAAAUUAUGAGGGAAAUCCCUUUUUAUGUAUGUAUCUUUUAAGCAUUUAUCAUACAGGUUGAGUCUCCGAAAUCCGAAAAUCCAAACUUGUUUAAGCGCAAUGGAGACAGUGAUACCUUUGCUUUUUGUUGCUACAAUGUACACAGACUGUUACAUGCACAGAAUUAUUACAAAUAUUGUAUAAAAGGACAUUCAGGCUAUGUAUAAGGUGUAUAUGAGAUCUAAUUGCAUUCUGCGUUUAGACUUGGGUCCCAUCACUAAGAUAUCUCAUUAUGCAGAUAUUCCAAAGUACAGAAAUAUCCGAUAUCCAAAAGACUUCUGGUCCCAAUUAUUUUGGAUAUGGGAGACUCGCCCUAUAUAUACUAAGAAUUUAUUUAGACUAAUGCAUAUUUUACACAAUAGCAUUAUGUUUGUUCCAACAUCGUUACUAUAUUCUCUGUACUUUCUAUGGUAUGGGAUAUUGCUAAGGGGGGGUGUUCAAUUAGCACUUUUCGCCCAUUUUUAGGUCAAAUUUACUUUCAAUCUAUUCAAUGCCCGUGCCGUUUUUUUUUUCUUUUUCGACUGGUCGAAAAAUCCGGCACUGGCCAAAUCCACGUGUAUUGGCAAAUUUGCCGCUGAUACACGUGUUCUGGCAAUUACAGGGACGUUUUCGCCCGUUUUUUGCACAAUUUUCACCCAUGCCGGUUUGAUUAAAAAAAAAGGUGAAACAGCAUGGGCGCAAAUGAAUUAAAAAACAGGCGAAAACGCCCGCAAUUUUAUACCCUGUGUCGAAUUAGUGCUGUUUUUCCGACCAGUCCAAAAAAAACAACACUUAAUUGAAUACCCCACUAAGACUGUGCCGUUCCAUUAAACAUAUCUCUAUCUAUCUAUCUAUCUAUCUAUCUAUCUAUCUAUCUAUCUAUCGCUGUAUUUUAUAUGAUAAUGGUGAUACUAUCAGACUAUUAAAGCAUAAUAGUGAGAACUUC